CUACUGCAAACACAUAAAUAAAGAUUGGCAAUUUUACACCACUAAUUUUGAAGUAAUGUCAAAAUUUCAGUUAAAGUAAGAUAUAGAACACCUUUAAAUAACUAAAAAUUAUGAAUGGUUAAAAACUUUUAUUUUCUUACUUUCAAAUAACAUUUAGAAAGUAAUAGGUUGGGUGUGUUAUUAUGGUAUCGUGUAUCACAUUAAUUUUGUAAAGAUGGAAAAGAAUAAUGAGGAAUCUUCAACUCCUGAGGCAAAAAAAUCAGACUCUACGGUUUCUGUUGACUCAAUUGAAAUUAUCAACGAAUUAUUGGAUAAACCCAUCAAAGAUAUCUCCCCUGACUCCCCUUUUAAUCAAGAUUCUGACUAUUGGAAGGUUGGAGAUUUAACACUUAAGCAUUAUUGUUUUUCAAAAAAAAAUGGUGCAGAAGAAGAUGAGCAAUGGUUAAUUGGAGGUCCUUUGGGCGCUAAAGGUGCCUUAUUGGUAUUUAGAAGUUCUGCUUUAGCUAAUUCUUCCCCUUUAUCAAUUCAACGUAUGCCAGCUUACAAACUACAUAUAACUUACAAAGUAUCACAAGCAGAAACAAAACUAUUAUCUAAACUACUAAAUGCUCAUGGUGUCUCCGAAAUAACCAAUAAUUCUUGUGAUUUCAACCUUUUGUGGACAGGUUCACACCCUCGCCCAGGUCUUUUGAGAUCGUUAACAGCACAUCAACGUGUCAAUCAUUUUCCCAGAUCAUAUGAAUUAACUCGAAAAGAUCGUUUGUAUAAGAACAUUGAGAAAAUGCAGCAUAUUAGAGGAUUAAAGAAUUUUAACUUUAUUCCUCAAACGUUCGUAAUGCCUGGCGAGUUUCGUGAUUUAUGUUUAGCCCAUUAUAGAGUUAAAGGUCCUUGGAUCGUUAAGCCUGUUGCUUCCAGCAGAGGACGAGGUAUAUUUAUUGUUGAAAGUCCUAACCAAGUGCCUUUGGAUGAACCUGUUGUGGUGGCCAAAUAUGUUAAUAAACCUCUACUGAUAAGAGGCCACAAAUGUGAUCUUAGAUUAUAUGUAGCUGUUACAUCUUACGAUCCGUUACUUAUUUAUAUCUAUGAAGAAGGAUUAGUGAGAUUUGCGACUGUAAAAUAUGAUCCAAACCCCAAAUCCCUCUGGAAUCCUUGCAUGCAUCUUUGCAACUAUAGUAUUAAUAAAUACCACAGUGAUUAUGUUAAGGCCGAUGAUCCAAAUGCAGAAAAUGUUGGCCACAAAUGGACUUUAAGUGCAUUACUUCGACAUCUAAAAACGGAGGGUAAAAAUACGUCAAAUCUGAUGUCGCAAAUUGAAGAUAUGGUGAUAAAAGCAGUUCUGGCAUCAGCCAGUUCUAUCGUUUCCGCUAGUCAAAUGUUUGUUCCUAACCCGGCUUGUUGUUUCGAACUAUUCGGCUUUGACAUUUUAAUAGACGAAGGUCUUAAACCAUGGCUUCUCGAAGUCAAUUUGUCCCCCUCGUUGGGCUGUGAUAGUCCCUUAGAUGUUCGCCUGAAAUCUGCUAUGUUGGCAGAUCUUUUAACUUUAGUUGGUAUUCCUGCAGUUGAUCCUGUUCUUAGAUCUCCAUCAACUACAUCAAAUACUUCAAACAAGCAUGUAAGACACAAUCAAGUGUACAGAAUGAAAUUUGCGAGUUGUCGAAGAGUCCAUUCGGCGGAUGGUUUGAGUUCAAAGCCCUCAUCGUCCAGCCAGAGCAGUCGACAUUCUUCCAAUUGUUUGUCUUUGACUCCGGAAGAGUCGCGCAUUAUUAAAUCGGCGAGAGCUCAGUUUGAGAGACGUGGGGGUUUCGUUCGAAUCUUUCCGACAAUCGACAGUUGGGCAAAGUAUUCCUGUUUUCUGGACACGAUAUCGGGAGUGCCAGUCAACGGCUUACCUACCGGUACUUAUGGUCUGGUCGUGCCUCAUAAUUACAAUUUGCUUCUCUUUCAACAUCUAUUUCCUGGCGUUCCUUUAACGACUAAAUUACACGAUAAGGAGAUAAACCGAUUGACUGACAGAAAAAGUAGCAUGGACAGAUCCAAAGAACCGAAAAUGACUAUCUCAAACCGUCAAGAUAGGUAUGAAAGGCAGCUAAGAGAAGGAUAUAAAUCUUCGUUAAACCAAGAUGAAAAAUUACCACUACCACUGAAGGAGACUCAGUCGGAAGAAAUAAAGAAGCAAGUUUUCGAGCUUAUGAAAAGUGGCAAAAAAUUAUCGCAAAUCGAAGCCCGGAAAAUGUUCAGUCAGUACCUUGUACGAAUACUAAGAAGACUAUCUUCUUCUCCCAAUCAAGAGGGGCACAUAGAAAUUGUAUUUCGAUUUUUACAAAGGGCAUCAAGUUACGUAAGAUUGCCAUUCUGUAUUAAAAUGCCACAAGCCAGUCUCCUGAUGAAAGAUAAGGCAGCUAUUGUAGCCAAACAGUUAAACGAUUUUCUACAUUUAUACAACAGAGAAACUGAACUUUACUGUACGGUUUUAGACAGUCCCAAUCAACUACCUACCGAGUUAUUUACAGAAUUUCUUGAAUAUGCCAGAGAAAGUGAUCUUGAAGAAGUAUUAGCAAUGCAAACGUUGCACACAGUGCCAAAGAGUCAAGCAAUCAGUAAUGCAUCUCGUAUACUUAAGAAUGUACCGGUCACAACGGUGCCUAUGAUUCCUAAAUUUUCUACUACAAACACCAAUAAGGUAAAGAAAACCCAACCGUGACUUUCUACUACAAUUUAAAAGAAUUUUACUUAUUGAGUAUCUACAAUCUGUUAUAUCAGACAAACACACAAGUUUUAAUAUUUUUUAGAAGUUUUUUCAACUAUUAAACCAAUUCACCAAAGUCACGAUAUUUGUACUGAUUGUGUUCCUUUUUUUUUGUUUUUAAUGUGUUCACAGUAAAGCACCAAUAAUUUAGUUUCUACAUUUUAGUAAGUUUUAGUAAAUUUAUAACUGAACAUUACACGACCUAAACAGUUUCAGCAGAAUCAAGUACGUACUUAUUUGUG
Agrilus planipennis (emerald ash borer) is the source of this 2988-nucleotide messenger RNA. Its product is annotated as tubulin polyglutamylase TTLL5. Gene Ontology annotation, cellular component: cilium. Lineage: Eukaryota; Metazoa; Arthropoda; Insecta; Coleoptera; Buprestidae. Bases 215 to 2701 code for a protein of 828 amino acids. The transcript has 12 exons. The record is from RefSeq and is a predicted model, not a curated record. Gene Ontology annotation, biological process: protein polyglutamylation; microtubule cytoskeleton organization. Gene Ontology annotation, molecular function: tubulin binding; tubulin-glutamic acid ligase activity.